AAACAAAACCAGCAAUAUCAAGACAGUCAAGUGGACACAUGAAGUUAAUAAACAUUGUUGUCUCCUGGCUCCUUUGGGCACAAUUGAGUUUGUGUUUUUCCCAGGAAUCGAUCCAUUUGACAGAAUUAUCACACGCCAGUGACGAUUUCAUUAUAGAAGUAACGGAUGGUGACUUGUCAUUAAUCGACGGACCCAGAGAUUACUUCACUGUGCUUAUAUUUACAUCUACCGAUAUUGCCCAUGGAUGCCAACCAUGUGAGGAGGCACGCGAUAUAAUUUCCCGCGUCUCUAAAUCGUGGUUCGCCGAUUAUGCCGAGUCGAAUUAUUUGGCGUUUAUUAACAUUGAUUUGAUUAACAAGCCAAAUAUGAAUAUUUUCCAAGUGUUGGGGCUCCAAACCAUCCCCCACAUUUGGUUGAUCCCACCUAACCACUCGGUGGAAUAUGGUAACCCAUAUAAGAUACUCCAAGAAGGGCAUUUUGAUUUUAGAGUGCCCAAGGCUAAUAAAGAUGAGCAAAUCUUAGCAUUUGCGCAAUUUUUAUCAGAAAACACCCAGAGAAGCAUUUUAGUUAGAACAGAAGAGCCAAUUGCAAAGUUCCUCAAGACUUUCUUGUUGACUUUGUCGUUUAUACUUUUAAUUAAGAAGAAAGGACCAAGUAUAAUCACCAGCACCAGGAAGAAAACAGUGACUGCCUGGUUUUUCAUUGGAUUACUCUUGUUUUGCAUUGGUGGAUAUCAAUUCACCAUUCAGCAAGGUGUCCCAUUCAUUGCGAGAAAUGAUAAGGGUGGGAUCAUUUUUGUUAGUGGAGGAAUGCUGUACCAAUUUGGUAUUGAAGUGUUUGUCUCUGGUGCAAAUUACGCCGCAUUGGCAAUCAGUUUAGUUUCCUUGGUUUACAUUGGUCAAUACAAAGUGACUGAUACUAGUGUCAUUAAGAACGACUAUGUCAAAACUGCAUUGAUCUUAGUUAACACCGGUGUACAAUAUUUACUUGUUAGCUGUUUAACUAGUUUGAUUCUUAGGAAGGAUAGUAAUUACCCCUAUCCAUUCACUAAAUUGUUUUAGUAUAAUACAUGCAUAUUACUUAGACGC
Spathaspora passalidarum NRRL Y-27907 is the source of this 1088-nucleotide messenger RNA. Its product is annotated as dolichyl-diphosphooligosaccharide--protein glycotransferase. The record is from RefSeq and is a predicted model, not a curated record. Bases 39 to 1061 code for a protein of 340 amino acids. Gene Ontology annotation, cellular component: oligosaccharyltransferase complex. The transcript has a single exon. NCBI's taxonomy places the organism in Eukaryota, Fungi, Ascomycota, Pichiomycetes, Serinales, Debaryomycetaceae.